This is a messenger RNA of Vicia villosa (hairy vetch), 1047 nucleotides long. Its product is annotated as F-box/FBD/LRR-repeat protein At5g22660-like. The transcript is spliced from 4 exons. Lineage: Eukaryota; Viridiplantae; Streptophyta; Magnoliopsida; Fabales; Fabaceae. Bases 1 to 1047 code for a protein of 348 amino acids. The record is from RefSeq and is a predicted model, not a curated record.
AUGGACGAUGAAGGUUUAGAUUACUCCAUCAGGAAGAAAUUGGAUACUGAAUAUCUGCGAGAUAUGGCCCAAUUGGCUGAUAGAGUUCGCCAGGUCAAAAGAUUAAAGGUUGAGAAGGCUAGAGCAAAUAAAAGCUAUAAAAGGAAAGCUUUACCUACGUCGAAUAUAACCAAAUGGGUCAAUUUUGUGAUACAAAGAAGAGUUGAGUACCUUUUUCUCCGUGUUAACUCACUUGUGGCACAUUAUCCCGAAUUGCCCAUCGCCAUUCUCACUUGCAAAACCCUUGUGGUUCUCAAGCUUUCUCGUUUCUGCAUGAAAGAGGAUUAUUCUGUUGCACUUCCGUCUCUCAAAACCCUUCGUUUGAAAAAUAUUUCAUUCCCAAAACUUCGAGAUUUUAUGUUGUUUCUAACUGGAUGUCCAAUUCUUGAGGAUUUACAUUUACUCACUGAGGUGACAUUUGGUUCCGACGAAUCUCUCACCGUUAACGAGUGGAAGGGCUUUUGCUUAAGUAACUUGACAAGAGCUGAUAUUCAUUGCGCUUAUUCUUAUUUUCCAUUAAAAGCAUUUCACAAUGUGCAUUCUCUGCGCUUUCAAAUUGAUCAGGUGGUGCAUUACCAGAAUGAUUUGAUUCCUACUUUUCAUAAUUUGACACAGUUGGAGCUUAUUUCUCUCAGAUAUAGUUGCCAGUUCUUAGUUGAAGUUCUAAAUCACUGCCCUAAGCUUCAAAAGCUCGACCUUCGUCAGGCCAACUUGGACAAAAUAUGGAAUAGGAAAAAGGAUAGAGAAAAUUGGGUAGAUCCGGUUGUUGUUCCGCAAUGCCUUGCAUUACACCUUAAAACAUGCAAUCUUUUCAACUUCUUUGGCCUACCAGAUGAGCUUAUGCUAGCAAGUUAUAUCUUGAAGAAUGCAAGCAUUUUACAAACCAUGAAAAUUUGGAACUGUGGGCAUUCCAAAAACAAAAGAAUAAUAUCCUCUUUCCCAAGGGCAUCUUCAACGUGUAAACUUACUGUCAUUUACUUAGCUAUAUCAUUCCAGUCAUUUAUUUAG